Acytostelium subglobosum LB1 is the source of this 828-nucleotide messenger RNA. RefSeq lists its product as hypothetical. Gene Ontology annotation, biological process: sexual reproduction. NCBI's taxonomy places the organism in Eukaryota, Evosea, Eumycetozoa, Acytosteliales, Acytosteliaceae. The transcript has a single exon. The record is from RefSeq and is a predicted model, not a curated record. The coding region runs from base 1 to 828 and encodes 275 amino acids.
AUGUUUGGAUCGAUCGAGAUUGUUGGAGUGCGCGAGUUGGACCAGGUUGGCGUCGAGGUUGCAUCAUACAAUCUUACGAAUUGGAAUGUAUCCGUAGUGUCGCCUUUGUCAACAAACUAUACUGUGCAAUUCGGUCCAACCGUUGGAAACUCAUCUCCCUCCGCAUCAAUAUUGGUCAACAUUCGUUGGUUUGAUGACAAUGCCAACAUAACAUUCGCUGGGGAUGUGCUGGCGAUGAAGAAGUCCACGCUCAAGUACACUAUCGCGCUGGCCAACUACCCAUUCGCCAACAAGCUGCAUUCGCUACAGGUUGUGAUGCGCGCAUCGAUAAACACCUCGGACACCAACGCCUGCUCGUCGGAGCAGUACGGAUUCGUUGACAACGAUCGCAGCUUGUACUGGAUGCGUGUCAGGGUCCAGAACUACAGCGUCUACGGGCACUUCAUCCAGAAGGCCGAGGUGGACGAGCGCGUAGCAGUCAUCUCCAACACUUUGCUCAAUGACACCUCGUUCUCCGACAGCCACUUGACCGCCGAGUCAAUGAUUGGCAUCAACGUGCCAUACUUUGAACGCAACGCCCACCUUGAUCCAGACUUUUACCUGUUGGUGGACUCGGUGGAUGCCAAGUCGACGCCCAACUCCAAGUGUCCGCAGUCUGGCGGACGUGGCAAGCUGUCUGGAUUGGCCAUUGCUGGAAUCGUCGUGCUCUGUGUCGCCAUUGUGGCUGGUGUGGUGGUCGCCGUCGCCUGGAAACGUUAUAUCAAUCUCCGGAACAAAAGAGAGUCCAAGAGGAUCGAACAAAAGUUGAAGGUGAUGAAUAACAAUUGA